AGCAGCAGCAGCAACAGCAGCAGCAACACCAUGGCAAGCAACUGUUCAUUUCCAUAUGUGGAUUCAGUGAUGGGGUAUAUGGAGCUGAUCAUCUAUGUCCCCACAUUCAUCAUUGGUUUGAUUCUCAAUGUUGCAGCGCUGUUUGUGUUCUGUGUCUUUCUGCGAAAAUGGACGGAGUCAACUAUCUACAUGACCAGCUUGGCUCUGAUGGACGUGCUCCUCCUCUUUCUCCUUCCCUUCAAAAUGUACGCCACCCAUCACCGCUGGUCUGCCUACCUCCAACCUUUCUGUUCAGCCUUGGAAAGCUUGUAUUUUGUUGGGAUAUAUGGCAGCAUCUACACAAUCAUGUGUAUAGCUGUGGACCGAUGGGUGGCUAUCUGUCACCCGUUUGAAGCCAAGCAACUGCGCUCACCCAAAGUGGCUCUGGGGACCUGCUUGGCAGUCUGGGUAGUAGUGCUGGCAGUUAUCUUCCUAACCAUGAGUGGCUUCAGGGAGGCCGGGCAGAAAAACUUCCACUGCUUUCACACUUUUUCAACAAAAGGCUGGAGCCCUGCGGUGAUCAUUUCUCUGCUGUUGUUUGGGUUCCUGGUGCCUGUGCUAGUGCUGGUUUUCUGUUCAGUCCAGACCAUCUGUGCACUUCAGCAGUCCGGCCAGCACAGCCCAAAGAGCCAGGCCUGUGUAAAAAUCAUCUACAGCAGUCUGAGUGCCUUCCUGGUGCCUUUCACCCCCAGCCACCUGGGCAUCCUCCUGCAGUUCCUGGUGCACCAAAAAGUGAUUCAAGACUGCAGCAUCAUGGGCCACAUCAGCCUGUUCCUACAAUUAUCCUUGUGCCUGUCUAACAUCACCUGCUGUCUGGACGCUCUGUGCUAUUACUUCAUCGCUCAUGAGGUGAGGAGCCCCAGAAACAGCUUCAGGUUGUCAAUGAUCAGCCAAAGAAGAGCCACCUUCAGCACUUCAGAGGUCUGAACACGGAAUAAAGUUAAAUACAUUUAAAAUAUAUCAUUUGUCCUCAGAGGACUGCAAGUAUAGAAUACUGGAGCUGGCAUCUUGAACUUUAGGGCAGAGCAAUGAAACUGAAAAAGGGGCCAGUACUGUUUUCAGUAGCUGAUUGGAAAAUGUGGCGUUAAGAGUAAUGGGUGGAAACAGGUCAGAGUGCAAUCUCAAUUAACCACAGUGCUGAGAGUAAAGCUUAAGGGAGAGGAUUUGACUAGCACUGAUACAUGAUUUAGUCCAUUGACAGGAAGCCGGUAGGUACCUGUUUAACCUCAGAGAGAUCUGUUACCCAUAGACUGCAAAAAGAAAAUCUGCCAACAAGUCACAGUGUGACUUAAAUGAAGAACCUUGUGAGAUGGCUCGAAAGCACUCUCAGGUCAUCCAGUCCCACACAAAGACAGUGAGUGAGAAACUGAUUAAGGGGUACGUGUGCAGAGGUUUGAAUUCUACUGUGUGCGUUUAAAAGUCAAGUCAAAGAUAUGUCAUAGGCUGCUCAGAAGAACCACGUAAGAUCAGGGCCGAUACAUUCCGGACCAGUUCGGCUCAACAGAUAUUUGAUAUAAAUUGUAAAACGUCUGGUUAGACAUCUAAUUAUAAUAAUAAUCAUAGGUUUUAUUUAUAUAGCAUCAUAUAUAAAAUAAAAAACACAAUAAAAUACAUAAAAAGUCAACUUGAAACAAGUAAAUAAUGAAAACUUAAGCAAAUUAAACUAUUAAUUUGAUUUUAAUUUCCAUAUUCACUUAUCUAGUAUAUUAAAAAAUUAUGAUCUGUAAAUCUCACAGUCACCAACCAGUUGGGAUCAUGAAACACAUUAAUGUAAGUCUUUGAUAUUCAUUAAUAAUUAUCUAGAAUUACUUUCUUAAUAUCAUCAGAUUUUUAUAAACUAAAAGGUUUGACAGUAAAACAUUUCAUUACUAUCUUAAUUAUCGAUGAUUUCUUAGAUUGGUUCUUCAACUCAUUGUUAUUGAAAUAUUACUAACUUGUAUUCCAUCAGAUCUAUCAUUGAUUAACAAAAAAUAAUUAUGAAUAUUGCAUCUUAAAAUAGAUUUAACUUUUUGGGUAUUCUGACAUGGUUAAUUUUUAGCAUUUGAUGCGAAGAGAAGAUACAUUUAUGUGUCCGUUCUGUAAAUCAUUAUAGAAAUAAAGCCCAUGGCUGAGGGCCAAAGGUUUUCUGUAUAACGUGUCUGUAUAUUUUAGAAAUCUUCUCUGACCUUAUUCAUGGAAAAUCAAAGAAAAAUGUUCAGGGAGAUUACCGUUUUCAGUUACAGAUUAUAUUUCUUAUAAGGCAAGGUCGGCUGACAGUUUUACGACUGCAAGCUGUUUUUAUUUGUUCUUACAUAUCAGUUUCUUUAAUCUCACCACAAUGUGACAUGCUGUCGGUCAUGAAAUAUCUACAUAUCAUUUUAUAUUUUUUUAUUUUUACAAUGUAGCUUUAAAGGUGCAAUAAUAUUAGAAGAAUUGUUAAAAGCCAUCUAUUAAUAUCCGUCACCAUGACCUGUGAACUAGUAAGACUGUUGAUGAGACAGUUUUGAUAUUAGUAUGUUUACAGGAGCACUUUUGAUGUAUGUGAAUGCAGUCAAAACUAAACCCAAAUGGAAAGCUAUACAUGCGGUACAUUAAGCCACUCUCUGUCUUAUUUUGUUAAAUAGAGACGGCCUUGUUGUAAAAGUGAAAGGUUUCAAUAAGUCUAGACAGCGCUCCAUUAGGGGUUUUAUUGUAUAUUAAUGCUGUUUUUUUUUUGUUUAAAAUAAUGAGUGUAAAGCUGUGUUCUGAAAACAGAAACAAGAUAUGAAACCUGUCACGUUUUUGGUUUAUUUGCAUUACUUCUAUCCUAAUAUUUUCAUUUUGCACUAGCCUCCUCUUUAUUGAGUUUCAGUGUUAUUUGCUUGUGCUCAAUUCCGUUUUAUUUUCAUUUCUGUCAUUGUUCAGUAAAAUGUGUUAUUGUGAAGCAAUGAGG
Molecule: messenger RNA, 2950 nt
Organism: Morone saxatilis (striped sea-bass)
Lineage: Eukaryota; Metazoa; Chordata; Actinopteri; Moronidae
Product: G-protein coupled receptor 55
Exons: 2
Biological process (GO): positive regulation of Rho protein signal transduction; phospholipase C-activating G protein-coupled receptor signaling pathway
Cellular component (GO): membrane
Molecular function (GO): G protein-coupled receptor activity
Source: RefSeq, a predicted model, not a curated record